This is a messenger RNA of Penicillium odoratum, 318 nucleotides long. Its product is annotated as glutaredoxin family protein. Lineage: Eukaryota; Fungi; Ascomycota; Eurotiomycetes; Eurotiales; Aspergillaceae. The record is from RefSeq and is a predicted model, not a curated record. The coding region runs from base 1 to 318 and encodes 105 amino acids. The transcript has a single exon.
AUGCUUCCUACUCGCACCCUCUUUAAUCAAGCUCGCUUGACCCUUUUCACCCGAGCUGGUUGCGGGCUGUGCGACACGGCAAAACAUACGGUGGUUCAACUGCAGAAACGUCGGCCUUUCGAAUACGUGGAGGAAGACAUUCAGGAACCCGGAAAUAAGGCAUGGAAGGAUGUCUAUGAUUACGACGUGCCUGUUCUCCAUGUGCAAUCAGUGAACAAUGGACUGCCAAAGGAGGCCGAACUCUCCGAUGCACGGAAACUAUUCCAUCGAUGGACCGAGCAGGAAGUUGAAAAGUUGGUGGAUGAGGCAGAGAAAUGA